AUGGAUCCGAUCGUUGUUGAAAUUGAUGCUCCAAUGGUUACGCAGCAGUGUGCGGCCCGUAUUGUGCGCACCAUUGUCGAGCUUCUGCUGUACCAUCGAGAACAGAUCCCCUUUACGUAUGGUGCGUUUCGCACCAUGGUUAAAAACUUUAGGACAAACGAAGGCGACGAGUCAACCGAACACGGUAUGCAGAAAAUUCACUUAAGGAAACAACAGAACCAAGCGGAACAAAUGGUGCAAAGUGUAGAUAAUCUAUUUGAGAUGAUUGAUGACUGUUUCGAACAAAAUCCGACGGUGCAAGAAGCGAUGAUUAUUUUUGGAACUACGAUUUUUACUGCCAAGGAGGCGUUCGUCGUUCGGUUGCCUCCGAUUGAUCGGAACCAUCACGGGUACAACCAUCGGCACGCGCUGGAGCAACAUCUCAGGCAAAUUGCCAUGAAACUGACACUGUCCGACGAAGUAAGUGGAAAUCCUCACGUAAAGGUACCAACGAACGUCCACGUUCUAAUGAAGAUCGCCGCCGUCAGUACGUUGAAUACACCCAAUUGCGGUCACUACUCUCCACUGGAUGACUACAAGCUGCCCGUAAAGUGUCCACAGUAUCGCAUAACACUGGCCACCACAGCAAAUAGGCCAAGUUCACCGGUUAGUUGCUGCAAGCAUUUGAAGGUGUUUCAGGAUGCUACGACUCCAUCCGCCAGCGACUAUCCCGAUGUUGUUGCUGCUGAAGAAACGGAUAACUUAAGCUGCUGGCUCCAGCUGAACGAGGUGGUGCGGGGCUUCAAACCGACGCCGGUAAAGGGAUGCUUUAUUUGGACACCGGCGUAGA
This is a messenger RNA of Anopheles bellator, 829 nucleotides long. RefSeq lists its product as uncharacterized. Bases 1 to 828 code for a protein of 275 amino acids. The transcript has 2 exons. Gene Ontology annotation, cellular component: nucleus. Gene Ontology annotation, biological process: regulation of exit from mitosis. The record is from RefSeq and is a predicted model, not a curated record. Lineage: Eukaryota; Metazoa; Arthropoda; Insecta; Diptera; Culicidae.